AUGGCGAAAUACAUUCUCUCAGCUGACCCCCAAGCUGGCUUGCCAAGUGAUCCCGGAAGAUGUCUAUGUUCAUCACUUCUUCCAAUGCCAAAGGACUACAAAAAUGACGAACAAUCUACAACUACUAUACACGGAACUAAUUGGAACCGAGACCCAAUGGAACUUUCAAACUCUCAACUUUAA
This is a messenger RNA of Cavenderia fasciculata, 183 nucleotides long. RefSeq lists its product as uncharacterized. Bases 1 to 183 code for a protein of 60 amino acids. NCBI's taxonomy places the organism in Eukaryota, Evosea, Eumycetozoa, Acytosteliales, Cavenderiaceae. The record is from RefSeq and is a predicted model, not a curated record. The transcript has a single exon.